CAUGAAGACUGCCCUUAUUGUAUUAGCCGGUUUGGUCUUCGCUCAUAUAUCUUUUUGUAGAUCCGCCAUUCGCCCUGCUUCAUCCACUCUUAAGUUGACACACUUUUUACAAAUCCAUAAAAAUUUGGUGGAGCACUUGGAGAACUAUAUAAAGACGUUGGAUUCGAAAUUGAAAGUAAUCAAUGAAGCCCUUGUCGACUUGGCGACAUAUCACAUUCAGUUUGAGGAUGACAAAUUGGCAAUCAUAUCAAGUCCAGUGGGCAGUUACUCCUUGAUUCAUCACAUGCAAUCCGAUUGGACUCAUUGGCAGCUCUUUCUGCAGGAGGAGCCAGGAAAAGAUGAACUGGAAUCCCUCAUGUCCAAAACAAAGUAUCUACCCAUGGAAGAAGACGUAUCAGAAGUCUGUCAGGGCAUUUCGAGCAUUAUAAACGCUUAUUAUUUACUUCCCAAGGACAUUGCAAGAGGAUCCUUUUUAGGAAAGCAAUACAUGUACUCAUUGUCUCCUCUUGAUUGCCUUCGGAUGGCAGAUUACAGUAUAGCUAAUAAAGACUUGGAGAAGUCCAAGCAGUGGCUUCAGGUGGCUAUUUCUAUACUAGAAAAUCCAAGUUAUAUUGAACCUCUUUCUCCACUUCCGCACGUGAGUAUCGCCAAUGUGUACCUAAAACUAGCAGAAGUUUUUGUAAAACAACGUAAGUAAUAUCAUCAAAAA
Messenger RNA from Drosophila biarmipes, 709 nucleotides. RefSeq names its product prolyl 4-hydroxylase subunit alpha-2-like. The record is from RefSeq and is a predicted model, not a curated record. The transcript has 4 exons. Gene Ontology annotation, cellular component: endoplasmic reticulum. The coding region runs from base 2 to 697 and encodes 231 amino acids. Gene Ontology annotation, molecular function: protein binding; procollagen-proline 4-dioxygenase activity. NCBI's taxonomy places the organism in Eukaryota, Metazoa, Arthropoda, Insecta, Diptera, Drosophilidae.